This is a messenger RNA of Echinostoma caproni, 702 nucleotides long. The record is from the annotation of a GenBank genome assembly. Lineage: Eukaryota; Metazoa; Platyhelminthes; Trematoda; Plagiorchiida; Echinostomatidae.
AUGGGUUGGCCGAAAAGAUCGUGGAAACGUUUACGACUAAAAGCCCACAAAAUAAUGGCUUCUGAAAAACAGAAUGAUGCAAUGAACCCUCCGACUUCUCAGGUUGAACCAUAUCCAACUUUGUGUCCAAGUGUUACUACUCUUGCUUCUAAUUCAAAAGUGUCCACUCCUUCAUUGUUGCUACAUUCUUCGUGUGAAGCGUCAGCAGGUACGGUGAUGCGUUCGAUGGACUCACGAUGUACCGAUUCGGCCGCGACAAGCCAUACAGUUUACGGUCCGCAAAUCGUCCAUGUUUGUUCGCGGGCUGUAAUCAGUGCAGAACCCGUGGACAGAUCGGUGCCUUCUGAACAGUCAACCUUACCGGUCGUACUAACAACAGCCAAUUGCCCUCGAGUGUUUGAGGUUCCUAAUAACGAUCUGAUCCAUAGUGAGGAUCGGAUCGAGCUUCUCGAUUCGAGUGAUGAUGACGAGUCGGAGGAGAAUAGUCAGAUCCAUAAACCCCCAGAUGAGAACCAAUCUUCACCUCAGAAUAUUCCGAAUACGCUGGAUGUUCAUGCCACAUUAUUAGAUCAAAGAUCUACAUUUGAACCCGCGUGUUUGACAGAAGCGGAAUUACGCAAUCGAAUCACACUAUACGAAUUGCGAUUGGAAAUUCUGGAGCUUAAACGCGCCUAUUGGUUGCAGAAACUGCAUUCCUUAUGA